Molecule: messenger RNA, 1830 nt
Organism: Mycosarcoma maydis (corn smut)
Lineage: Eukaryota; Fungi; Basidiomycota; Ustilaginomycetes; Ustilaginales
Exons: 1
Coding region: 1-1830 (609 amino acids)
Molecular function (GO): cholinesterase activity
Source: RefSeq, a predicted model, not a curated record
AUGACACUGCUCAGCACAAUUGUUUGUCUGCUUUGCAGCCUGGUGGCGAGCAUUAACAGCUCUGGCGCUGCUCCGGUCGCUUACUGUACUGGAAACUCCUGCGCAGCUUCGGCGCAUGCUCCUCGCGCCAAUUCGCCUCGAGUCACUCUUGCGCUCGGAACGGUGCAGGGUACCUCGCUCGACUACUCGGCGGAGCGCUUCACGUUGCCUUACGCACAACCACCAGUUGGACAGCUGCGUUUCGCCUCACCUCAACCACCCACUGCUUUCAAUGCGUCGGUGUACGAUGCUACACAGCUUCCGAAGGCGUGCAUGCAGCAGCCAGAUGAGCGGUACGGGAUCUCGGCUGAUAAUGUCAGCGAAGACUGCCUGUACCUCAACGUCUACCGACCGUCGCGGCCGAGUAGUACGACGUCAAAAUUGCCGGUCAUCGUGUGGGUUCAUGGAGGAAGCUUCUCAUCGGGAGCCUCAACUGCACCGGGCUUGGACGGAUCGUGGCUUGCUAGCCAGAAUAACAUCAUUGUCGUGACGAUUCAAUACCGUCUGGGUAUGUUUGGCUUCUUUUCUCCUAGUGCUUUUACCGACGGCUCAGCAGAUACCUCUUCCAAUGGUAAGAUUCAAGGCAAUCAAGGUGUACGUGAUGCCAUUCAAGCAUUGCGCUUCGUUCACGACAACAUGGCGAGUUUCGGUGGCGAUCCGAAUCGCAUCACACUCGCUGGACAGAGUAGCGGAGCGCACCUGAUUCGCUCGCUGCUCAACGCUCGAUCGGCGUCUUGGCUUUUCCAGCAAGUCAUUCUACAUUCGGAUCCGGCCAACUUUGGCACGCAGACCGCGCAAACGAGUGAACAAGUGAGCGACUUUGCGCUGCAGCAAACGGGCUGUUCGGAUCUCGACUGUCUGCGAUCCAUUUCGGCCAACGAUGUGCUGGGCGCUAGUACGGCGGCGGUGCAGGCAGGCCGAGACAUUGAUCCGUCCGUAGCCCUGACCGAGGUGUGGCGUCCUUUCAUCGACUCACUCACCGGCACGGCUUUCGAAGAGAAUCCCAGCGACGCUUUGUCUAGGGCAAAGCCGAUCAUCUUUACCAAUGUCGAAAACGAAGGUGGCUCGGCUGUCGGUUCGUUGCUUCUGCCGACGGGCGCCGAGGCGCAACGUGCACAGUUGCGCAGUUAUCCUAUUUCGCUUACUCGCCAACAGUUGCUGGAUCAGAUGUUCAACAACGGUCGCGCAAGCACGCUCUCGAAUGCAUCGCAGUACGCGAUCGACUCCAACACUUCCGCCUAUCCUUCACCAGCACAAGUUCAGCUCUAUUCGCAGAGCAAGGAUGGCCUACGCCGCAACCUCGAAACGGUGCUCACACAGGGUAUGUUCGUCUGCCCCACAUGGAACAAUGCUCAACGCUACGCUCCCGGAACGCCUGCAUACGUGGCGCUGUUUCAACAAGGCGUGCAGUAUCCUUCCAACGCGGCGAACGAUUAUUGUUCAGCCGACCGAAGGGUAUGUCACGAGGACGACAUUCAGCUCGUCUUUGUUGAUCCGAGCAAGCUGACUGAUGCGACGAAACAGAGCGUAGUAAAAGAGGUACAAGAUCGAUGGGUUGCAUUUGUGAGGAGUGGAAACCCGAACACCGUCACCUACGGGGGAUGGAGCACGGUGGAUGCAGAUCAGCAGACAGCAAGCGUGCUGAGGCUAGGAGCGAAUUCCGCUUCCGCUUCCGCUUCAUCGGCGUCAUCGUCUGCAGUGGACCACGUUGCGCUGCAGACAGGUCAGUAUGCGGGAUGUGGUCAGAUUUGGGGAAGUCAAGUCAAGUUUGAUUGGCAACUGUAUGGCUGA